Clonostachys byssicola is the source of this 1161-nucleotide messenger RNA. Lineage: Eukaryota; Fungi; Ascomycota; Sordariomycetes; Hypocreales; Bionectriaceae. The record is from the annotation of a GenBank genome assembly.
AUGGCCGCCAACAAUCAAACAUUGCCCACUGACGGGAGCCGCAUCUUGCGUGUUGGUAUCAUCGGUUGUGGUGAAAUCUCCCAAGUUGCACACAUCCCGAAUAUCAAUGCUUUGGCUCACCGCUUCCGCACCACAUAUCUCUGCGAUAUCUCAAAGCAGUCUCUCGCCUACUGUGCUGGAAAGGUCCAGGGCGGUACUCCUCAUACAACCACGGACCCAGUGGAGCUAUGCUCUUCUCCGGAGGUGGACGUUGUCCUCAUCGCCAAUGCCGAUGCAUACCAUGUCGAGCAUGGCAUUCUUGCCCUGCAAUAUGACAAGUAUUGUCUGAUUGAGAAGCCUGCUGCUCUCUGCUUCCGCGACUUGGAUAGGCUCAUUGAGGUCGAGAAGAACUCCAAGGGCAAAGUUUUUGUGGGAACAAUGCGUCGAUACGCCACAGCGUUCCUCGAAGCCGUGAAAGAGGUGGGAGGCAUGGAUCAGAUCAAGUUCGCCCGAGUCAGGGACAUCAUUGGUCCCAACUCGGUCUUUGUCGAGCAGUCUGGCAUGUUCCCGCAGAAAUUCACCGAUUUCUCUGAAGCUGAUGGUCAGGAUCGUGUCCGCCGCGAGAAUGACAUCUACGAGCAGGCUCUGAAGCAUGAAUUUGAUGUUCCCGUCACACCAAAGUCUAUGAGGAUGUUACGUGUACUCGGAGCCCUGGGUACCCACGACCUUUCUGCCAUGCGUGAGAUUCUUGGAAUGCCUCAGGGUGUAGCCGGCGCUAUCUUGACCCUGCCGGGGAUUUUCAGUGUCCUUUUCCAGUACAAUGAUUUCCCAGUGUCAUAUGAAUCAGGGCUCAACAAUGUUCCUCAAUUCGAUGCCCACAUUGAAGUAUACUCCGCGGACAAGAUUGUUCGCAUCAAUUACGACUCUCCGUACGUGAAGGGCCUGCCUGUAACCAUGACCAUCCGGGAAAAGGAUGGAGAGUCGGGUUUCCAGGAGCGCACGAUUCGGAGGACGUACGAAGAUCCUUACACGCUGGAGAUGUUGGAGCUUUACGACUGUGUCAUCAACAACAAAACACCCAAGACCAGUGCGCAAGACGCUCGCCAAGAUAUAGAACUAUUCCGAAUGAUCUUGAAGGCUGGAGAAGAUAGGUACAAGGCUGAAAUAGCCUCUGGAAACUAG